AUGGGGGGGUUCACGUCAGAGCUGCGGGAGAGGUUCAAGGGCCGGGGGGGCAACACGGUGAUAUUAGCGGCGGUGGUCCGGGACCGGGGGGGUGACGUGGCGAAGCGAGCCCAGGAGCUGGGCUGGGCGGCGAUCCUGGAGACCCCCCUGAAACAGGACAGUCUACACACGGCGGUGACGUGCUUGUUCCAGGCGGGGCAGCACACCCCCUCUUGCUGUCGCGUUUCUGGCACCUCAAAAGACUGCGGCAACGGCCCCCCCGAAAAGUCGGCGGGCGAGCCUACCAACCCCCCGGAGAGCAGCACCAGCACCCUCCCAAACGGAGAUUCGGCGGUCGGGGUUCUGGCGGGAAAACGGAUCUUGGUUGUGGACGAUGCGAUGAUCAACCGGCGGGUUGCGAGCAGGAUGCUCGAGCGGUAUGGGUGUGCGGUCGUGUGUGCGGCGAGCGGUCAGGAGGCGAUCGAUCUGUUCCGGGAGUACUUGGCGACGCUCGCGGGCGCGGACGGGCAGGGCGCGGAUCGGUACCACGCGGUCCUGAUGGACGUCCAAAUGCCGGGGAUGGACGGUUACACUGCCACCGCAAGGAUCCGUGAGCUCGAGGGCGAGUUCAUGCACGGCCCUCUGGCUUCUCCGACGGGCCCUGCGACCGGGCCCGACGACGCUGACGUCAGCGGGCGUAAGCGGGAUGGCGGGGCCCACAAGCACUCCAACCGGCCGUGGCGGCACAACGGCGCGAACCUGCGGAAAAGCGGCGAGCUAGAGAAGACGGCGCCCGUCGGAAUUGUGGAGAGUCUACACCCGUGGUACUCGAGGGUGCCCAUCAUUGCGUUGACUGCAGAUGUGAUGAAAGGCACCAGGGAGAAAUGCAUCGGGGCGGGCAUGGACGAGUAUUUAAGCAAACCCCUCGACAAAACGAUGUUGGGCGUGGUCCUCCAACGUAUAAUCCUACCAAAGGACGGAGAAGUGCAGGCCUCGUCUUAAUCCGGAUUGGGCCGAAGGAAGCAGUUGUGGGCUUGUUCGAGGAGGCAACAAGCCGGGUUGGUGCAGAAAGGUUCGUUUACGGACAGUAGUUGCUUCGACAGUAGGGACGACGGGGACCUCCAUCGCUUCUAGAUAAUUGACCCACUUGACGAGUUCCCCAGAUGUUUCAAAAGAAGGCCGUGGGUAUCUUCCGCUGCAUGAUUACGGCUGAGACCAGCGCACUUGCACAGCGGUUCAAGUUGUCAUAGGACGGGUAGUCGUGAGGCCUUAGAUGAGCGUUGAGUCUCAACUUUUUGUAUUUAAACUGCAUGCACGAACCCGGUGAGUAGACCGACCGGAGCAGAAUCUGGUAGUCAGUGUAAAGAGUUGGAUGUAUGUAGAACAACGUAGAAGACUAGGAGUGUCCUGCAUGGCCCCCCACUGAGACGCUGCGCGCAGGGCCGCUGUACUUUGCAAGUACUCGCGCGGUUUUGAUG
Messenger RNA from Klebsormidium nitens, 1457 nucleotides. The record is from the annotation of a GenBank genome assembly. Lineage: Eukaryota; Viridiplantae; Streptophyta; Klebsormidiophyceae; Klebsormidiales; Klebsormidiaceae.